AUGUCGCCCACAACCCCCAUGCGCCCGGGAACAGCAAACCCCCCGCCCUCAACCGGCGGAUCAACAUUCUACUCCCCCGUCAAGCGCGUCCGCGCCGCCUCCCCCACCCCGCUCCCGCGCCGCACAAUCCAGGAAUCGCCAGACGCAAUGGACUGGAACCCCACCACCGCGAACGAGACAAAAUGGGAGAUCCCAUCCCACCGCCUCCCGCCGCCGCCGCAGCCAUCAUUCACCCUCCCCCCUUCCUCGGCGCAGCUGCAGCGCCAGAACCAAUACAACAACAACAACCGCUCCCCCUCGCCAUCGCCCUUUACAGGCACGCUCCCGCCCGCGCCGCGUGCCCCCGCGCAGCGCAUCGUGUCCUCACUCAUGCAGCAGCCUUUGCGCCCCACGCCGCCAGCGCAGAUCUCGCGCGAGCAGUUCUUCGCGCACCGCUUGAACCCCGGCCAGGCGGCGGUUCCGGCGGGGCGGGAGUUUGAGAAGGUUGCGGCGCCGGGGUACCGCCUGGGGAGCCCGCGGUACGCGCCGAUGGCGCCGCAGAGGUUCUUUGUUGCGGACGAGGCGACGGGGCUGGAGGUGCUUAUGGCGGGAGGGUUCCGGCUUGAGGAUGAGCCGGAGAGGGCGCGGGCGAGGAGGUUUUAUGAAGAGGAGCGCAGGAGGGGGAUUGAGGAGGAGAAGGAGGCGAGGAGGCGGGGGGGCAGCGCAGAGGGCAGCGCAGAGGGGAGGAGCGCGAGGGGUGGGUUUGGGGGGUUGAGUUUGGGGUAG
Molecule: messenger RNA, 765 nt
Organism: Morchella importuna
Lineage: Eukaryota; Fungi; Ascomycota; Pezizomycetes; Pezizales; Morchellaceae
Exons: 2
Coding region: 1-765 (254 amino acids)
Source: RefSeq, a predicted model, not a curated record